ACAACACGCAUUUUAAAUGCACACAACACGCAGUUUAAAUGCACACAACACGCAGUUUAAAUGCUCUAAAUGAUUAUUAGAAGAAAAUAAGAAGAAAACUGCAGUAAAAGUGUUGAAAAAGGUCAAACAAUCACUUUAUUCAAUUUCAUGUGCAUAAAAAUAUCUAUUUCAUCCAGUGACUCAUCAGAUGCAUGUGAAUAAUACUAGAGACUUUUAAUUAGGACAGAUUUGUAGUUCUUUAUAAAUAUGAUAUUUUCCUAACAGACAGAUAAAGACGCUGCAGUGUCUGCAGGUCAAAGGUCACCUGAGUCUCUCCUGCAGGGAUCAGGAAGAAGGAGCGGCUGGUGAGAGGAAGGGAGGAGGAGGAGGAGGAGGAGGAGGAGGAGGAGGAGGAAGGGCAGAGCCGUAGGAACAUGGACGUGUCUCUGCUCAGGGAACAGUACAGGUGCACCAGAGAGAGACAGAGGAGACACACUCAGGUGCUUCUGUUCAGGACAGUCUCGGAGGAGCUGUCGGAGGCCGUCACCAUCAUCCCCGUCACUCAGGGCUUAAUGUCGCCGUGGGAACCGAACAGCAGCUCGCCGCCGGCUGUGACCUUUGACCCCGACCCAACGACCUACGACCCCUGGCACGUCCACCUGGACCUCCACCGGCGCUCCUGCCCCGGGUUCCCCGCGCUGCUCCCAGCCUCGUCCUCAGAAACAGCAAACACCAGCGGUUCCUCUCGGCGGUCCUCAUCUUCCUCUGAGGCCGGGGUCCCCCGUCAGGAUGUGGAUUCACCUUCAGAUCCACCUGGCUGCUCCAGAGAAACGUCUCCCUGCAGCUCCUUCAAAGAGGAAGAUCUCCUCAGCAGGUCCAGAGGAGACCCAGAUCCCGGAUCCUCCGAGAGACCCGGAGGAGGCUCCCAGAAGGAUCCGGUCCAGGUUUCCGUGUCCGAUGAACAGGAGCGUUCUGCCGCCGGCUCCCUCACCAGCUCCGAUGGGAGCUCCACCCCCGUCGCCUCCUGCUCCCCCAGCGGCUCCACCGCCAGCCUCCACGAGGGCCAGAACCAGAACCGGGUCGCCGAGAGAAGAACCAGUAACGCCGCCCUGCAGACCGGCGGCCCCUCCAGGAAGUUCUCGGCCCCGGCCCUCCGGUUCACCAGAGGGGUGAGCGUAGGAGGAGUGGGCUCCUCUACGGGGGUCCACCAGAACCAGACCUACCACCCGUUCCCCAGCAGGAAGGCCCCGAGGAUCUCCGAGGCCGCCCGGAGGCUGGGGAUGUACUCGUCCUUCUGAGGAACAGAAGAGCUCCAGCUGUCAGUCAACACGUGACUCUCUGAGAUUAAUACCAAGAAAUUUAAUAAGUUGUGAAUAACUAACUUCCCUGGUGAAAUAAAGUUUAAAUAAAAAUAUCAUGUCAUUUAUAUUUUUAUUUUAUCUCCGCUGUGACAAUUUUCAUCAAUGUUUUUUUCUUUAAAACAUUUAAAAAUUGUUCAUAUCUGUUUAUUUGAAUCAAUAUUACAGAUGUUGUUUGGUUUAAUUACUGCUGCUCCUGACCUGCCAGUAAAUAAACACAUGAACAUGAACGUUAACUCUUCAGUCUUUAAGUGUUUAGUGUUAUCAGUGAUAAUAAAGCGUCAGAUUUGCUCCAGUUGAAA
Messenger RNA from Micropterus salmoides (largemouth bass), 1639 nucleotides. RefSeq lists its product as uncharacterized. Bases 414 to 1277 code for a protein of 287 amino acids. The record is from RefSeq and is a predicted model, not a curated record. NCBI's taxonomy places the organism in Eukaryota, Metazoa, Chordata, Actinopteri, Centrarchiformes, Centrarchidae. The transcript has 3 exons.